Lingula anatina is the source of this 2665-nucleotide messenger RNA. Its product is annotated as cysteine--tRNA ligase, cytoplasmic. The record is from RefSeq and is a predicted model, not a curated record. Gene Ontology annotation, biological process: cysteinyl-tRNA aminoacylation. Gene Ontology annotation, molecular function: cysteine-tRNA ligase activity; ATP binding. Gene Ontology annotation, cellular component: cytoplasm. Lineage: Eukaryota; Metazoa; Brachiopoda; Lingulata; Lingulida; Lingulidae.
UUUCCGGUUUCGUCAGUGUGACAGCAUGGCAGACAGUCAAGGAAAAACAAAAAGAGUCCAGCCAAAGUGGAGUCCUCCAGCUGCGACUGGAGUUGCUCAGCUGAAGUUAUAUAACAGUCUAACCAGGCAAAAGGAAUUAUUUGUGCCUCAGAAUGGCAGCCAGGUCACAUGGUACAGCUGUGGUCCCACCGUGUAUGAUGCCUCACAUAUGGGGCACGCAAGGUCCUAUAUUUCAUUUGACAUCAUGAGGAGAGUUAUCAAGGACUAUUUCAAUUAUGAUGUCUUUUACUGCAUGAAUAUCACAGAUAUUGAUGAUAAGAUCAUCAAGAGAGCUCGUCAGAAUCACCUUAUGGAGCAGUACCUGGCUGCACAUCAUCCCUUGGACAAAGUCCUAGUUGACUUGGAGGAAGCUAUGAAGCCUUUCAAGGAGAAGCUGAAUAAAGAAACUGACCCAGACAAAAAAGCCAUGUAUGAGCGUAUGGAUGCCAAAAUCUCUGCAGCACUUACACAUGUAGAUGAGGCAAGGAAGCAGUGUGAUGCUGAAAACACCCUGUCUCAUCUGGAUACAGCCAGAAUGACCUUAUUGGCAGACGCUCAAGACAUCCUCUCUGAUUGGUUGGAUGGUCUGCAUGGGUCAGAAGUCACAGAUAAUGCAAUAUUUGCCACACUACCAAAACAUUUUGAAGCUGAGUACUUUAAUGACAUGGAUGCCUUGAAUGUAGAGCCUCCAGAUGUGCUGACAAGAGUCAGUGAAUAUGUGCCAGAAAUAGCUGACUUUGUGCAGAAAGUUAUAGAUAAUGGAUUUGCUUAUGAGUCCAAUGGAUCUGUAUAUUUUGACACAUCAAAGUUCAGCAAAGCAGAAGGUCACUACUAUGCCAAACUGGUUCCUGAGGCCUAUGGAGAUGCUAAAGCCUUGCAGGAGGGGGAAGGUGACCUGAGUAUUUCCCAGGACAGACUGGACGAGAAGAGGGGCCCCAAUGACUUUGCCUUGUGGAAGGCAUCCAAACCAGGGGAACCUAGCUGGGAUUCACCUUGGGGAAAGGGUCGCCCAGGUUGGCACAUUGAGUGUUCCGCCAUGGCUAGUUGUAUCAUGGGCGAGUCAAUGGACAUUCACACAGGUGGCUUUGAUCUCAAGUUUCCACACCAUGACAAUGAACUGGCACAAUCAGAGGCAUAUUAUGGUAAUGACAACUGGGUCAGAUAUUUCCUUCACUCUGGUCACUUGACCAUAGCAGGAUGUAAGAUGUCGAAGUCUCUGAAGAAUUUCAUCACAAUAAAAGAGGCUCUCCAGAAGAACUCAUCAAGACAGCUGCGACUUGCUUUUCUUCUCCAUUCCUGGAAGGACACGCUGGAUUAUAGUGAUAACACUAUGGAGAUUGCCAUGCAGUAUGAAAAACAUCUGAACGAAUUUUUUCUGACAGUGAAGGAUAUUCUGAGGAACACUCCUUCGUCUGGUCCAGAUUCAUUUGACAAAUGGCAUACAGAAGAGUGCCAACUGAAUACAAAAUUUUUGGAAAAGAGAACAGGUGUUCAUGAAGCUCUCUGUGAUUCCAUAGACACACGCAGUGCUAUGGAGAAUAUACGCGACCUAGUCACAGCCUCUAACUCGUACAUCAGUGUCAGGAGGAGCGCCAAAGUCACACCGAAUAGACUUCUGCUCCUCAACAUAGCCAAGUAUGUCACAAGGAUGAUGAGGGUUUUUGGUGCUAUUGAUGGAGAAGAAACCAUAGGUUUUCCACAAGGUUCUGGACAAACUGCCAAUAUUGAAGACACAGUUAUGCCAUAUUUAGCUUGCUUUGCCAACUUUAGAGAAUUGGUCAGAAAGGUUGCUAGGGAACAAAAAGUAACAGAUAUUUUGAAGUUUUGCGACCAGGUGCGAGAUGAUGAUCUUCCAAAUCUAGGAGUGAGACUUGAAGACCACGAAGGUCAACCUCCUGUAAUCAAGCUAGUUGACAAAGAUACUUUAAUAAAAGAAAGAGAAGAUAAACUGAGGUUGGAAGAGAUGAAAAGACAAGAGAAGGAAGCCAAAAAGGCAGCAAAGAUGGUACAGGAUGCCCAGAAGGAGGCUCAGAAACGCUUACCACCCUCUCAGAUGUUUCUCAAUGAAACGAGCAAAUAUUCCAGGUUUGAUGAUAAGGGUUUACCAACUCAUGAUGCAGAAGGAAAAGAACUCACAAAAUCAGCCUUAAAGAAACUAACAAAAUUAUAUGAGGCUCAGCAAAAGAAAUACAAUGAUUACCUGAAAUCGCAAGGACAGGAUAUGUCAAAAGCAACAGGUGGCGCAGCCAAUAUACCCGAUGAGUAAAUACCAAGAUGGGACCAACUUGUGACUUGAAAUUGAAUAUUCUGUUCUCUAGGAACCUUUGCCCUUUGCAUGUCUUUUACAUGAUAAUUAUGAUGUAGCAAAUAUUUUUAGACUGCAUUGAAGCUGUACUGGUUAUAGCCAAAGAGAAUUGAUCAGUUCCAAACACAUAUUUGUGUUGAUGCCUUAUUGUGGAGACAAAGGAGUUGGACUUCAUCAUUUUUAGCAUUUAAUUACUUUGUAGCUUUACAGAGGAAAGUGUUUAAAAACACAAAUGUCAGCUUUUCAUGAUAUCAUGGAACAUUUAUUGUAACUUUUUUCAUCAUAUCAUGGAACUAUUAUUGUAACUUUUUUCUUUUUCUG